AUGGGCGAUAACGGCAAUCCAACAUGGCUGCUCAGUUGCAGCAGCUUCAGCAGCAGAUCGAGCAGAUGCGGAAGGCUCAACAAGAUAGAGAACCGCAACCACAGGCAAGACUUCGAGAUCAAGCCCGGCAUGAUCGCUCUAGUCAAGGAUCACAUCUUCCAUGGACUUCCUGCUGAGAUUCCGGCGGACCAUAUCCAGAACUUUGAGGAGAUAUGCAGCACGACUGGUUCGAAUGGAGUACCGGCUGACUUUCUGAAGUGCAAGCUAUUCCCGUUCUCACUUGCCAACAAAGCAUCUCGCUGGCUGAAGUCAUUACCACCUGGGUCUUUGACUUCAUGGGACCAAGUUAGAGCAGCUUUCCUGGACCACUUCUACACGAAGUCCAAGAAUGCAGCUCUAAGGACGAAGAUCGCAUCUUUCCAGCAGUAUGAUGGAGAAGCUUUCUGCGAAGCAUGGGAGAGAUACAAGGAGUGCCGAAGAGAGUGCCCUCAUCACGGAUACUCUGACGAGCAGAUCCUGAGCAUCUUCUAUGAUGGAGUCAACUGGGACUACAGGAACGCUUUGAACGCAGCCAGCAAUGGCGAUUUCAUGACGAAGUCCAAGGAAGGUGCAUUCGAGCUGAUCGAGAAUCUUGCAGCGAGCUCGAGCAACAAGAACGCUGAGUACGACAGAACAGUGAGCACUGUAUCUGUCAAAGGAAGCAGUGCUGAAGCGAAGAAGAUUGAGGAGCUCACGGCCAAGGUGAAUCUAUUGAUGAAGGCGCAGCAGAAGUCUGUUCAUUUUGUUGACGAAAAUGAUGCACCUAUCUCUCAAGAGUUUGGAGGAGAAGGAUGA
Microthlaspi erraticum is the source of this 834-nucleotide messenger RNA. The record is from the annotation of a GenBank genome assembly. NCBI's taxonomy places the organism in Eukaryota, Viridiplantae, Streptophyta, Magnoliopsida, Brassicales, Brassicaceae.